CACGUCCGCGCGGGGUCCGGGCCACGCACGCGGCUCCAUCGCCAUCCCCAGCCGGGCCAGGCGCGCAGGCAGGCGAGUGCAUCGGGGCGGCCGGAGAGCACCAGCAGGCACCAUGUGGAUCCAGGUUCGCACCAUGGACGGGAAGGUGACCCACACCGUGGACUCGCUGUCCCGGCUGACCAAGGUAGAGGAGCUGAGGAGGAAGAUCCAGGAGCUGUUUCACGUGGAGCCCGGCCUGCAGAGGCUGUUCUACAGGGGCAAGCAGAUGGAGGACGGCCACACCCUCUUCGACUACGACGUUCGCCUCAACGACACCAUCCAGCUCCUGGUCCGGCAGAGCCUCGUGCUCCCGCCCAGCGGCGGCGGCAGCAAGGAGCGGGACUCCGAGCUCUCCGACACGGACUCCGGCUGCUGCCUGGGCCAGAGCGAAUCAGACAAGUCCUCCAACAGCGGCGAGGCGGACGCGAAGGCGAGCUUGGCGGACGAGGACGCGUGGGACGAGACCGAGCUGGGCCUCUACAAGGUCAACGAGUACGUCGAUGCUCGGGACACCAACAUGGGGGCGUGGUUCGAGGCGCAGAUUGUCAGGGUGACGAGGAAGGCGCCGUCCCAGGACGAGCCCUGCAGCUCCACCGCCAGCUCGACGCCGGAAGAAGACGUGGUUUAUCACGUGAAAUACGACGACUACCCGGAGAACGGAGUGGUCCAGAUGAGCCCCCGGGACGUCCGGGCUCGCGCCCGCACCGUCCUCAAGUGGCAGGAGCUGGAGACGGGCCAGGUGGUCAUGCUUAACUACAAUCCCGACAACCCCAAGGAGCGAGGCUUCUGGUACGACGCGGAGAUCGUGCGGAAGCGUGAGACGCGGACGGUGCGGGAGCUGUACGCCAACGUCCGGCUCGGGGAUAAUUCUCUCAACGACUGUCGGAUCAUCUUCGUGGACGAAGUUUUCAAGAUCGAGCGCCCGGGCGAGGGGAGCCCCGUGGUCGACAACCCGCUGAGAAGGAAGAGCGGGCCCUCCUGUAAACACUGCAAGGACGAUGAGAGCAAGACGUGCCGGGUGUGCGCCUGUCACCUGUGCGGGGGCAAGCAGGACCCCGAUAAGCAGCUCCUGUGUGACGAGUGCGACAUGGCCUUCCACAUAUACUGCCUCUGCCCGCCCCUCAGCAGCAUCCCCAAGGAGGACGAGUGGUACUGCCCCGAGUGUCGGAAUGACGCCAGCGAGGUGGUGCUGGCGGGAGAGAAGCUGAAAGAGAGUAAGAAGAAGGCGAAGAUGGCGUCGGCCACAUCGUCCUCACAGCGGGACUGGGGCAAGGGCAUGGCGUGCGUGGGGCGCACCAAGGAGUGCACCAUCGUCCCGUCCAACCACUACGGACCCAUCCCCGGGAUCCCUGUGGGCACCAUGUGGAGGUUCCGAGUCCAGGUCAGCGAGUCGGGGGUCCAUCGGCCUCACGUGGCGGGCAUCCACGGCCGGAGCAACGACGGGGCGUACUCCCUGGUCCUGGCCGGGGGCUAUGAGGACGACGUGGACAACGGGAAUUCUUUCACCUACACAGGUAGUGGUGGUCGAGAUCUUUCCGGCAACAAGCGGACUGCGGAACAGUCUUGUGAUCAGAAGCUCACCAACACCAACAGGGCGCUGGCUCUCAACUGCAGUGCCCCCAUCAACGACCGCAAAGGGGCCGAGGCCAAGGACUGGCGGUCGGGGAAGCCGGUGCGCGUGGUGCGCAACGUGAAGGGCCGGAAGCACAGCAAGUACGCGCCCACCGAGGGCAACCGCUACGACGGCAUCUACAAGGUCGUGCGGUACUGGCCGGAGAAGGGGAAGUCCGGCUUCCUGGUGUGGCGCUACCUCCUGCGGAGGGACGACACGGAGCCCGGGCCCUGGACCAGGGAGGGCAAGGACCGGAUCAAGAAGCUAGGGCUCACCAUGCAGUACCCGGAGGGCUACCUGGAGGCGCUGGCCCGGAAGGAGAAGGACAACAGCAAGCAGGAGGCGGGGGUGGAGGAGCCGCCGGAGGAGGAGGAGGGCUUCACGUCCCCCCGGAAGGGCAAGCGGAAGAGCAAGUCGGCAGGUGGCAAGAACGGCGCCGGGUCCCCGCGAGGCACCCCCAAGAAAACCAGGGUGGAGCCCUACAGCCUCACGGCCCAGCAGAACAGCCUCAUCAAGGAAGACAGGAGCAACGCGAAGCUGUGGGCUGAGAUCCUGAAGGCCCUCAAAGACGGCCCGUUUCAGAAAUUCCUGAGUAAGGUGGAGGAGACCUUCCAGUGUAUUUGCUGCCAGGAGCUGGUGUUCCGCCCGAUCACGACCGUGUGCCAGCACAACGUGUGCAAGGAUUGUCUGGACCGAUCCUUCAAGGCCCAAGUGUUUAGCUGCCCUGCCUGCCGCUACGACUUGGGCCGCAGCUACACCAUGCAGGUGAACCAGCCGCUGCAGGCCGUCCUCAACCAGCUCUUCCCCGGCUACGGCAACGGACGGUGAUCUUCAAGCACUUCUCGCUGGGCGUUUUCUUAAAACGUAUCCCAGGGGUCUUCGGCCACGAUUCUGUUUUUAGUGGGCUUAACUUAAACAUGUAGUUUUCCUCCACUCCCUAAAAAGCCUUGUCUUCCUGGUUUUUUUUUUUUUUUUUAAUCUAUAAGUCUCUCGGAAUUUGUAUUACGGCUCAAAGAAAGAAAGUUGGGACUCCUCCGGGUUUGAUUUUGAAGAAAUACGAAGCCUGCAGUUUAUCAGCAAUAAACAACAAAACAUUUCUGUUUCUGGAGAUGGAAUCAGCCACGACUUGACACGAAGGCUGCUGAGGUUCUCAGCAUCAAGUUCUCAAAAGUUCCGGCCGCCGACUAGCGAGAGGGCGUCCGGCUGCCUAGAACAAUCUUUUCAAGGUUUGUGGGUUUGGCCCUCAAAGGUGCCAGUGCGCACACCUUCCUGGCAGCUUAAUAUCGCCUAAAACCCAGUGAGCUGCUGCCUGGUGGUGGCAUUCUGGUGCUCUGGUCCCCCCGCCAUCCAUCAGCAAUGUGUCAAAAGGAAAAGGGGAACAAUUGUGUGCAGCUCAGUUAAAACUCUGGCCUCAAAGGCACCGCCACCGGUCUGCUCUCAUGUCAGAGACCCGUCCGCGGAGCCCGGGUCCCUGGUGCCUGUGAGCAGAGUUGAGGCCAUCCAGAAACUACCUCCGCUGGACUCGCAUCUCCGUGGGGCCGGGUGUGCAGCCUCGCGCUGUCCCAUCUGGAACGCCACGGAAGCAGACACACGAAGCCAUGUCCAAGUGCCUUUGGUUCUUUCUUUCUUUCUAAACACGGGGCUCUUUUUUAGCACUGAAUUGUCGAAAAUGCUAGCCACAUUCUCAAACUGUGGUCAGCCAGUUCUCCCCGACCCCGGGUGAGUGUCUGACUUCUCUUCAGCCUUAAUUGAAUUUGCAACCCGCCAAUGGAGAAGAACGAGGAAUUUUUUUUUUUUUUUUUUAUUAAAUAAACACUUUUGCAAGAUGAAAUUUUUUUGUAGUUACUGUAUAUGUACUGAGAAAGCUAUAACUUAGGGUUUCGUUUUGUUCUUUGUUUUUUUUUUUUUUUUGUAAUUUUUCGGAAUGAUUUGUUAAUUUCUCUAACUUGACCAAAGUUGGCAGCCAUACCUCAAUAGAACAGGAAUAUUUUCAAAUCCCAUCACUGCAGACAAACUGGAGCAAUAUGGUUUUACAAGGUUUUUUUUUUUUUUUUCGUUUUUCCUCCUUAUUAUUAGGUCGUUAAUGGAUUAGGAAGAAACAACAGGAUUCUGUGUAGGCUUUUUCUAGAAAGUUCGAUGUUCUUUGUCCCGAUUUUAGGCUCAGAAUAAAUGUCUUUUACAAAUGCA
Molecule: messenger RNA, 3838 nt
Organism: Diceros bicornis minor
Lineage: Eukaryota; Metazoa; Chordata; Mammalia; Perissodactyla; Rhinocerotidae
Gene: UHRF1
Product: ubiquitin like with PHD and ring finger domains 1
Exons: 17
Coding region: 113-2479 (788 amino acids)
Biological process (GO): negative regulation of gene expression via chromosomal CpG island methylation
Molecular function (GO): protein binding; ubiquitin protein ligase activity
Source: RefSeq, a predicted model, not a curated record